This is a messenger RNA of Colletotrichum lupini, 2076 nucleotides long. Its product is annotated as autophagy-like protein 3. The transcript has 6 exons. Gene Ontology annotation, cellular component: U2-type spliceosomal complex. The record is from RefSeq and is a predicted model, not a curated record. The coding region runs from base 1 to 2076 and encodes 691 amino acids. Gene Ontology annotation, molecular function: metal ion binding; ubiquitin-like protein transferase activity. Gene Ontology annotation, biological process: snoRNA splicing. Lineage: Eukaryota; Fungi; Ascomycota; Sordariomycetes; Glomerellales; Glomerellaceae.
AUGGCCGACAGCGCCCCAGCAACAGAUGCGCCGGUGGCCAUCUUCAAGCGGCGCGGCGCAAAGGGCAAAGCCAACAUCCGCAAAAGACCCGCAACACCGCCGCCCGUGAACAGCGACUCCGACUCCGACUACUCAUCCUCCGAAGACGAAGCAGGCCAGCGGGUCAAGAGGCGAAAGACAAAGGCAGGCGCCAUCACGGCCUCGUCCAAGGACAUCGCCAAGUCGAAACAAGACCUUUCCGCCACAGUAUUUACCGCCGAUCGCAGCGUGCCCAUAUCAGACUCCAACGAUGCCACGAAACAAAGCAACUGGUACGACGAGGAUGGCAAGGACGCUCUUUCAUCAAAAAACCUACUAGGCAGCUCGCGAGCUGUCGCAAAGACAUCGCAGGCCCCCGACGGAACAUACAAGGGGCUGGCGAACCAGACUUCGUUCAUCACGAAGAACCCAGACGCCCCAAACAAGACAGUUGGCCCCAUCAAGGCGCCCACCAACAUCAGGACAAUCACAGUCACCGAUUUCGCACCAGACGUUUGCAAAGACUACAAACAAACCGGUUUCUGUGGCUUCGGCGAUAACUGCAAGUACCUCCACGCCAGAGAAGACUAUAAGCAAGGAUGGCAGCUCGACAAGGAGUGGGAGAACGUCACAAAGGGGAAGAAGAACAUUGCGGGAACCGUCGUUGCCAGCGCGGACCGCACCAAGGCCGACGACGAUGAUGACGACGAGGAGGCCAUGUUGGAGAAUAUCCCGUUCGCCUGUAUCAUAUGCAGGGAGCCUUACAAGGCGCCGAUCAUCACGAGGUGUGGUCACUACUUUUGCGAGCCUUGCGCGUUGAAGAGGUACAGGAAGGACCCCACAUGCGCCGCGUGCGGGUCAGGGACGAACGGCGUCUUCAAUGGUGCUUCGAGGUUGAAGAAGUUGCUGGAUCGAAAGAGGGAGCGCGCAGCGAAGCGGCGGCAGGAGGCCAUAGAAGCAGGGGAGGAAUCAAAGGGCAACUCAUCAGCCACCCAGGCACCGACGUCAACGAUGAAUCUUCUUUAUUCGACCGUCAACACACUCCGCGACCGGUACACGCCGGUAUCGCACAAGUCCACCUUCCGCCAGACGGGCCAAAUCACCCCCGAAGAGUUCGUCGCCGCGGGCGACUACCUCGUCUACAAGUUCCCGACCUGGUCCUGGGGCGACGCCGACGCCGACAGCCGCCGCGUCAGCUACCUGCCUCCUGGGAAGCAGUUCCUCGUCACGCGCAACGUCCCCUGCAACCGCCGACUCGACGACGACUUCGCCGGCGAUGCGGGCCACGAGGAGGCCGUUGUGGAGGGCGGCAAGAGCUCCGGGACCGGCGACGACGAUGAAGACGGCUGGCUUCGCACGGGCGGGCUGGCGAGCUCGCAGCCGCUCAAGGUGAAGGAGGUGCGGACGGUGGACGACUCGGGAAAUGUGGGAGACCGGGAGGUUGUGGAGGAUGACGAUGAGAUUCCGGAUAUGGAGGAUGAAGAUGACGACGAGGCCAUCAUCCGCGAUGCAGGAGACAAUGGAAAGAACAGCGGCCGGCGGACAUACACCCUCUACAUCAUGUACUCAACGUAUUACCGCACACCCCGCCUAUACCUCUCGGGCUACUCGCCCAACGGCCAGCCGCUACCGCCGCACGCCAUGAUGGACGACAUUGUGGGCGACUACAAGGACAAGACGGUGACGCUCGAGGACUUCCCCUUCUUCGCCAACAACAUCAAGAUGGCGAGCGUGCACCCGUGCAAGCACGCGUCCGUGAUGAAGACGAUGCUCGACCGCGCCGACGGGGCCCUGCGCAUCCGGCGCGAGAAGCUGCGCGCCGGCAAGGCCGUCGGUGGGGACCAGGGCAUGGAGGGACUCGUUGACGAGCUGGGCAAGCUGGAUGUCAAGGAUGUUCAGGCCGCUGCCGAUAAGGACGGCGAGUGGGAGGAGGUUGAGCAGAGCGAGGUUGACGAGCAGGAGGUUGCGAUCCGGGUGGAUCAGUAUCUGGUUGUUUUCCUCAAGUUCAUGGCCAGCGUCACGCCUGGUAUCGAGCACGAUUUCACAAUGGGAGUAUAG